GAGGGCCCCUCCCCUUAGCCCCUCCCCAAAGGGGGCGUGUCCCCCCACGCAGGCCCCGCCCUUUCCGGCACCACCACCAUAGAGACGCGCGGACGCUGCCGCCGUUCCCCGGAAGUGACGCCGCGCGCACACGGAAGUACCGGAGCGAGCGCCGGGAUGUCGCGCGCCACCAAGCGGAAGCACGUGGUGCGGGAGCUGCUGGAGGAGCGCGUGCUGCCGGCCCCGCGACAGCGCAUCGUGCGGGUGUUGGGGACGCCGGGGAACAACCUGCACGAGGUGGAGACGGCCGAGGGGACGCGGUUCCUGGCCAGCAUGCCCCCCCGCUUCCGCCGCCACAUCUGGAUCAAGAGAGGUGACUUCCUGCUGGUCGACCCCAUCGAGGAGGGGAUGAAGGUCAAGGCCGAGAUGUCCCUCGUGCUCCUCCCCCCCCACGUCCGCUUCCUGCAGCGCCAGGGGCUCUGGCCCGAGGCUUUCGCCCCCCUGGAGCGGCCGAACCCCCCGGAGGGCCACCCCCCCCCCGGGGACGGGGAGCUCUUCGUCAACACCAACCGGGCGGGGGCCGUUGGGGACGCGGGUGACAGCGAGGAUGACACGGGCGACAGCGAGGAUGACACGGGCGAUGAGGACGCCGCGGGUGACAGCGAGGACGCCGCGGGUGACAAUGACGCCGCGGGUGACAGCGAUGACGCCGUGAUGCACCCAAGGGACAGCGGGGACGGUGGCCGUGGGGACACGCGGUGCCCCCCCCAGUGAGGGGGGGGGUGUCCCCUGGGGCUGCCCCCCCAAAUAAAGGACUGCUGGUGGCACCGGG
Messenger RNA from Grus americana (Whooping crane), 811 nucleotides. It is a transcript of the gene EIF1AD, whose product is annotated as eukaryotic translation initiation factor 1A domain containing. Bases 157 to 753 code for a protein of 198 amino acids. Lineage: Eukaryota; Metazoa; Chordata; Aves; Gruiformes; Gruidae. Gene Ontology annotation, molecular function: translation initiation factor activity; RNA binding. Gene Ontology annotation, cellular component: nucleus. The transcript is spliced from 6 exons. Gene Ontology annotation, biological process: translational initiation. The record is from RefSeq and is a predicted model, not a curated record.